Malania oleifera is the source of this 2688-nucleotide messenger RNA. RefSeq lists its product as uncharacterized. The record is from RefSeq and is a predicted model, not a curated record. NCBI's taxonomy places the organism in Eukaryota, Viridiplantae, Streptophyta, Magnoliopsida, Santalales, Ximeniaceae. Gene Ontology annotation, molecular function: nucleic acid binding. Bases 1 to 2688 code for a protein of 895 amino acids. The transcript has 4 exons.
AUGGCUCCAGACAGGAUGUUUCUUUCUGAAAUGGAAAAAAAGCCAACAGAAACUUUCAGGGAGUAUGCACACCGUUGGAGAGACGCGGCCACUCAAGUGGACCCUCCGGUUAGCGACCGUGAGGCAAUAUUGAUGUUCGUAGGGACGUUAAAAGAUCCCUACCAUUCACAUAUGGUAGGGUCCACCCCUCAUAACUUCAUGGACAUUGUGUCGGCAGGGGCCAGAGUAGAAGCCGAUGUCAAAGCUAGACGGAUAAAGACUGGCACUACCGAUAAUGGCCCAAGUAAGAAGUGGGUCAAAGAACAAAGGAUGAUAUCUACCAUCCCCGGGAUUCCUCUCACAAAUCCUCCCCCGCACUGGUAUAAUCCCGAGGUCCGAUGCGCGUACCAUGCCAAUUCUCCAGGGCACCCUAUUGACCAGUGUUGGGCCUUCAAACACAAGGUGCAAGAUUUGAGGGACGCGGGUUGGUUGUCAUUCGAUGCGAAGCCGGUUGGUAUUCAAGAGAAUCCUUUGCCUGACCAUGGGAAGGACAAUGUUGGAAUGAUCGAAGAACAAGAUGGGGAAAAAUUCGAAAGAAGAUGGGAGCAAAUGACGCUAGACUGGGUGUAUAGUGAACUGACAACGGCAGGCCUAGCAGGACUAAAGGCUAUUUGCCCUAAAGGCGCCCCAUGCGCAUGCCAAAAUACUACGAAAAAAUCAGUACAACAAUGUGAGACUUUCCGGAUUUUUCUAAGUAGCUUGAUUGACAGCAAACGAGUGGAAGUUAGCCGCAUUCAGAAAACAAAUGAAGUUUCAGUCAUAGGGGAAUCUGACCAUCCCCAAUUCACCAACAGACCAUUUAUCCCCAUCAUGAAAAAAACCCCACGAGUCCCAGAGGCCCCAGUUCGGGUAGUGAUCUCAGCCCCUCGCCCUUUCGCAUACCACAGUGACCGGGCAGUGCCAUGGAGAUACAAUUGUGAAGUGCAACCUAGCCAAGAACAGAAUAGGAACCUGAAGAAGCCAGUUCAAUCUCAGGAAGCCGAAGAAUUCUUGAAGAUAAUUAAACACAGUGAAUACAACAUCAUUGAUCAACUGAAGAAGAUGCUAGCCCAUAUCUCUGUUUUAUCGCUGUUGUUGAGCUCGGAAGCCCAUCGAGAAGCCCUAUUAAAGGCUCUUAAUCAGGCCUAUAUUCCCCAAGACAUCAGCAUCGAUAAUUUUAACCACGUGAUUGGUGGUCUUACGGCUACCAACUACAUUACAUUCGCUGAUGAGGAGAUCCCCGUGGAAGGCCAAGGGCACAAUCAGGCGUUGCACGUUUCCGCUAAAUGUCGAGAUCACAUGAUUGCACAAGUGUUGAUUGAUAAUGGGUCAUCUUUGAAUGUCAUGCCCAUGAUGACCCUACAAAAACUGCCUGUCGACCCGUCCUACAUAAGGCAAAAUAAUUUGACUGUGCGGGCUUUCGAUGGCACCCGCAGGGAAUCGGUGGGAUCUAUUGAAAUUCCUAUGCAAAUUGGAUUAGUCACCUUCGAAAUUACAUUCCAAGUCAUGGCCAUAACCCCGUCUUAUAGCUGCUUAUUGGGGAGGCCGUGGAUACAUAACACCGGGGCAGUUCCGUCUUCUCUGCACCAACGGGUCAAAUUUGUAGUAGAUGGGAAAUUGGUUUUUGUAUAUGGGGAAACCGAUGUUAUGAUAACAAAGCCCACUUCCACUCCUUAUGUGGAAGUCACAGAAGGGGCAUUGGAGGACUCGUUCCGAGCCUUCGAGAUCAUAAAUGUCACAACUAUAGUAGAAGGAUCUCUAAUCUCAUGCCCUCAGAUCUCUGUCGCAGUGCAUAUGAUGGCGUCCAAAAUGAUCAGACAGGGGUACCAUCCGGAAAAAGGGCUUGGAAAAUACCUACAGGGGAUCCAAAAGCCGUUAAUUCUUAAGGAAGUGAAAGACAGAUAUGGCCUUGGCUACAUACCUACGGCGGCAUACCGAAGGAAGAAAGUUGAAAAGAAGAAGAUGCGGAGGAUGGAAAGAAUCACUGGUGAAACAAGCUCUAAGGAAGGACUGUACGUCCCGUCCAUCAGCCGGACUUUCGUAAAAAGCAGUCAAUCCAACCUGGAGGCAGAAUUGCGGCAAUUAAGUAUAUCAGUAUUGGAUGCUGAAGUCCCCUCGAACACUUCUACAGAGUGGAUCCGUCAUCUCCAACCAGGAGUACAGCUUCAGAACUGGAGUUCUUUUGAUUUACCAGAUAUCAUCAUGAAUAAAGAAAAUAACAACACCAGAAUCCCUCGCCAAGUAAUCGACAUUAACUUUGAAAAUUUAAUCCAUGAAACUGAAGUUGAAGAUCAAGAAAUAAACUUGUCCCCUGAAAUGGAAAGAAUGUUAAAGUCCGAUGAAAAACCAAUCUUGACCAGUAGCGAUCCCACCGUCAUGAUUAAUCUUGGAACCGAGGAAGAACCCAAGCAGGUGAAAAUCGGGGCACUACUAAAGGGUGAAGAAAAAGACAAAAUGAUUGAAUUACUAAGGGAAUACCGAGACGUGUUUUCCUGGUCGUACCAAGACAUGCCAGGUUUAGACACGGAUUUAGUAACCCACAAGAUCCCACUUCACUCGGAUUCAAAGCCAGUAAAGCAGAAACUGAGGAGAAUGCGACCGGAGAUGUUACUUAAGAUAAAGGAGGAGGUACAGAAACAGCUUGAGGCAGGAUUCUUGGAGGUAGCCUAG